This is a messenger RNA of Pyricularia pennisetigena, 609 nucleotides long. RefSeq lists its product as uncharacterized. Gene Ontology annotation, cellular component: cytosolic large ribosomal subunit; ribosome. Gene Ontology annotation, molecular function: RNA binding; structural constituent of ribosome. Gene Ontology annotation, biological process: translation. The transcript has 5 exons. The coding region runs from base 1 to 609 and encodes 202 amino acids. NCBI's taxonomy places the organism in Eukaryota, Fungi, Ascomycota, Sordariomycetes, Magnaporthales, Pyriculariaceae. The record is from RefSeq and is a predicted model, not a curated record.
AUGGCGAUCAAGCACAACAACCAGAUCCCCCACAACCACUUCCGCAAGGACUGGCAGCGCCGCGUCCGGUGCCACUUCGACCAGCCCGGCAAGAAGGCAUCGCGAAGAGUCGCACGCCGCGCAAAGGCCGCUAAGGUCGCUCCUCGCCCCGUCGACCUGUUGAGGCCCGUUGUGCAAUGCCCGACCAUCAAGUACAACCGCCGUGCCCGCCUCGGCCGCGGCUUCACCCUUGACGAGCUCAAGGCUGCUGGUCUGCAUAAGCUCCAGGCCCGUACCAUCGGUAUCUCAGUCGAUGGCCGCCGCCGCAACCUCUCUGAGGAGUCGCUCGCCCGCAACGUCGAGCGCCUCAAGGCCUACAAGGCCAAGCUCGUUGUCAUGCCCAAGAAGGGCAAGAAGCCCGAGGUUGCCGACAAGACCGCCCACAAGAUCUCCGCCGUCGUCCCCAUCGUCCCCCCUGUUGGUGUCAGCGAGAUCAGCAAGUCGGACAUCCCCAAGUCGGACAAGAGCGCAUACCGCCAACUGCGCGAGGCCAGGGCCAACGCCCGUCACGAGGGCAAGCGGGAGAAGCGUCUGAGGGAGAAGGCCGACGAGGAGAAGGCCAAGAAAUAG